GGGGGCGGAGCUAUGAUGGGAGCCGCCUGCGAGUCGUAGGUAGCCGGCGUAGCGGCGUUGAAACCCGACUGCACUUCUGAAGAGCAAGUCGUGACCAUGAAGGAAGAGAAGGACCAUAGGCCUAAGGAGAAGCGAGUAACCCUGUUAACGCCCCAGGGAGCCACAGGCAGCGUCGGUGGGACUCCGGGGGACUGCGGCAAAGGGGACGAUAAGCAGGAUCGCAAUAAAGAGAAGAAAGAGGCGCUGAGCAAGGUGGUAAUUCGAAGAUUACCUCCCACUUUGACCAAGGAGCAGCUUCAGGAACAUCUUCAACCCAUGCCUGACCAUGAUUAUUUUGAGUUUUUUUCUAAUGAUACUAGUCUGUAUCCUCAUAUGUAUGCCAGAGCAUACAUCAACUUUAAAAACCAAGAGGACAUUAUCUUGUUCAGGGAUCGGUUUGAUGGCUAUGUAUUCCUUGACAAUAAAGGUCAGGAAUAUCCUGCUAUAGUAGAAUUUGCACCUUUUCAAAAAGCUGCAAAAAAGAAGACUAAGAAAAGAGAUACCAAAGUUGGAACUAUUGAUGAUGAUCCAGAAUAUAGAAAAUUUUUGGAAAGUUAUGCUACAGACAAUGAGAAAAUGACAUCUACUCCAGAGACACUGCUAGAGGAAAUAGAAGCAAAAAAUAGAGAAUUGAUAGCUAAAAAGACAACCCCACUUUUGAGCUUCCUGAAAAACAAGCAGAGAAUGAGAGAAGAAAAGAGAGAAGAAAGAAGGCGACGAGAAAUAGAAAGAAAACGGCAGAGGGAAGAAGAGAGAAGAAAGUGGAAAGAAGAAGAGAAACGAAAAAGGAAAGAUAUAGAAAAGCUGAAGAAGAUAGACAGAGUUCCAGAAAGGGACAAAUUAAGGGAUGAACCAAAGAUAAAGGUACACAGGUUUCUGUUACAAGCUGUGAAUCAGAAAAAUUUGCUCAAGAAACCAGAAAAGGGAGAUGAAAAAGAAUUGGACAAAAGAGACAAAGCCAAGAAACUGGAUAAAGAGAAUCUGAAUGAUGAGCGAACCAGUGGGCAAAGCUGUACGUUGCCCAAGCGUUCUGAUGUUGAAUAUAAAGAUGAAAAGCCAAAGAGACCUGAAGAUGAUAGUGGCAGAGACUACAGGGAGAGGGAUCGGGACUACGAACGAGAUCAGGAGCGCAUACUGAGAGAGAGAGAGAGACUGAAGCGGCAAGAAGAAGAGCGCCGUAGGCAGAAGGAGCGUUAUGAGAAAGAGAAGGCUUUCAAGAGAAAAGAAGAAGAAAUGAAGAAAGAAAAAGAAGCACUUCGGGAUAAAGGAAAGAAGAAUGAAAGUACAGAAUCAUUAGGCAGCUCAGAAAAAACUGAAAAGAAAGAGGAAGUGGUUAAGAGAGAUCGCAUAAGAAACAAGGAUCGCCCAGCAAUGCAGCUUUACCAACCAGGAGCUCGAAGCCGAAAUCGACUCUGUCCCCCUGACGACAGCACCAAGUCUGGAGAUUCAGCAAUAGACAAAAAGCAGGAAAGUGGUAUUAGCCAUAGAAAAGAAGGGGGAGAGGAGUGAUAAGUCCAAAUGGUCCUAGAUAUCCUGACUGUCCAGGCCGCCAAAGAGCACGUAUUCAGCAAUCCAGAAGUGCCCUCAGGGCAAAGGAAUAGAGAGAAAGAAAGGGUGUCGCUGUGCUGGUGAGGUGCACUGCAGAGGAGUAUGUUUAGCGGUAAAGCAGGAAUCUGAUUGCAGGCUCAGAAUUGGGAAGUACAAUUUCAUUGUUUUUGUGUUUUCUACAAAUUAACUUUAAAGUGCCAGAAAAAGACGAUGGUGAGGACACGUGUUGCAAUUUGCAGGCGGGAAAUGUCAAGUGAGGACUUAAUUAUGUGUGACACAAGCAAAAAAAAAAAAAAAAAAAAGGAGAGCUGGCUCUAAAAAAAGAUGUUGUUAAUCCUGGCUUGAAUUUUCUUAGUUUGAGUGGAGCAGAGUCACUUUGAACUCUUGUUCAGAUCGUUAUCUUGCAUUGUUGUUGAUAACUGUUGACUUUGUAUAGUGUAGAAGCAACAAGCAUGUAAUUGUAAUACAAGUACAGUGAAGGAUUUAACAAAUUUUCACUGCAAAAAUCGAACUAGUCAUCUUAUAGCUAUACCCUAUGUCCUAAAAGUUAAGGAUUAGUUUUCUGUUUGCUUAUGUGAGCUUGGCAUGAGGAAUAUUUUUAAACAUCUCAUUCUGCCUUUAGCAGUUUUUCUACUAAUAGGUAAAAUGUAGUCCUUGUUUGGUUCUUGACAAUCCAGUCUUUGUUUUACCUUAGGUCUCAUAAUCUGAGAGCAUACCCUCUCCAGGAAGGAAACUGCACACAAAUAUCUGUUCCUGUUAAGUAACAGCUUCAAGUCUUAACUUGUUUUGUGCUGAUGUCAAUAAAUAUCAACAGCACUCA
This is a messenger RNA of Lepus europaeus (European hare), 2407 nucleotides long. It is a transcript of the gene UPF3B, whose product is annotated as UPF3B regulator of nonsense mediated mRNA decay. The coding region runs from base 97 to 1548 and encodes 483 amino acids. The record is from RefSeq and is a predicted model, not a curated record. Gene Ontology annotation, biological process: positive regulation of translation; nuclear-transcribed mRNA catabolic process, nonsense-mediated decay. The transcript has 11 exons. Gene Ontology annotation, molecular function: mRNA binding. NCBI's taxonomy places the organism in Eukaryota, Metazoa, Chordata, Mammalia, Lagomorpha, Leporidae. Gene Ontology annotation, cellular component: cytoplasm; nucleolus.